AAUUCUCCUAUACCCCAGUGUGCGGUCAUAUUGUUUGCAUUUAAAAAAAAAAGAUUCCACGAAACCAUUCGAAUUUUUCGGGAGUUUCACAGUUUAAUUGCUUGUGUAUACAGGUUAGGAGUUUAACGAUAAAGCACGAUCAUGGCCUGGGUUCCCAACUCGCGUUUCGAGGACGAUCUGGUGGACAUGGAGCCGGGCUUUAACCUGAUCCACGGCCAGUUGGCCUACGAGGCCAAGAGGAAACAGGAGUUCUGCCCGCGUCCCAAGACCACCUACGAAUAUCUGGCCGCUAGGAAAAAGCGCAACUCGGAGCAGGCCAAAGUCAAUGGAAGCCCAGGCGGGAAGGGCAGGGAGAUCCGGGAAAGCCUCCAGAUGAUGGAGAAAAUCCAGAAAAUAGCGGGCACCAAGCCGCUCGGCGAGCACGCCACCAUGGCCGACUGGGAGGACAACAGCACAGCGGAGGUGGAGUUGAUAGCCAUCAUGCGGCACUUUGGCAUGUCGUCCAUGGCCGAGGACUCGUUGCCCGUCCUGCCCGAGAUCAAACCCCCCGAAGGACCCAUCCACGUCAUAAGAAACGGCCGCCGGAGUUUUCCCCUCAUCACAGAUCCCGAAUUCUUCAGAGCAUGUAAACCGCGGCAGCGUAAACAACCCAGCAGUGCCAACGAUUCCAUCAGCGAUUCCUUUCACACAGCCGAAGGUUCGAGCAGCUCCAUUAGCCUGUACGGAUCUGCCCAUUCCCAUUUGGAAAUUAGCCACAAGACUCCGGAAACACCGAAGACCAAGAAGCCGGAGCGGGAGGAUAACUUGGAAAUUCCCUAUCAACCGCUGGAAGAGAGUUUCGACCAGGAGCAGCAGAACUUUGCCAAGGCGAGUCCUUCCACGUCAGAAAAAACCUAUGGGAGAAGGAACAAAAGGAGGCCCAGCCAAAAAGAGAGAGCCCGGGAGCAAUACGAAGCCUGGAAUCCAAACCAAUGAACCACCAAGCAAUAUUUAUCUAGAUCGAAAAAGUUUUUGUAUAAAAAUAGCAUCUUGCUACUUUUAUAAAAAGGUUUUAAUUUUUUGAUUUAGGUACACUUGCUACUGAAAUUUUAAAAUCAAAAUCAAUUAUAGAAUCGAGUGAAAGCAUUUAAAAUGAAAUUCCUUUGAAAUUAGAUAACUUUGGUUUGGAACACCAUCUACAAUAUUGGGCCCUAGCAUAUGGAUGCCUCUCCACGACAUCAUAGGAUAAACCAAAUAUUUAUUUUAUUUUAACCCAUGAAACUCAGUUAUUUUUUAGAAACUGCAUUUCGACUAUAGCGUUAUUAUAAUUCUACAAAUAGUAUAUUAAGAAAAAGGAAAUUCCCCUUUGUGAGAAUGUUCAGCAAAGACUGUUUCUGUUAUUGCUAGAUUCCUUGAAUUGCAAACACAAAGAGUUUCUAUGCCUCAGCAAUUUGAGGAAAUUCACCUUGUAAACUUACAAUAAAUCCUUUAUUAACCGGAAUAAUUACGAGGUAGAAAGUAUAUAAUAAUAGAGGUAAACUAUAGCUUUGAUGCAAUAUCAAAAUUUAUUAAAAUUUUGUAAAAGGCUCCACUUCUUCCGUACUCUCCUAGGGUAUUUCCGAAACUGUGAAUGUUUUCGAGGGUCAACGAAGGUCUGGCUUGCAAGUGCUGUAACUUACGCUGGAUUACAGGUCGAUGGCACUGUCACAGUUGUAUGGAUGCACCUGACGGAUGUCGUCUUCGUAGCUGACCACUCUGCAGAUGGGGCACCGAUUGGACUGCCGCCAGCAGGUGCGGAUGCACAUCUCGCCGAAAAGGUGGCCGCAUUUAAGCGCAAUCAGCCUGUGGUGGCCUUUCGCACUCCAGUGCAGCAGGCAGAUGCAGCAGCUAUUCUCCUGGUCGACCGUCUCCAGCUUCUUCCGCAAUUCGCUCGUCGCCCCAUCGAUGGCUUCUUUAUUGGCCUUAACCCGUUGGCGCAGCAGCUCAGUCCUCUGCAUCUCCUCCUGCAGUUGCUUAGACAGCUCUUUGUCCUGCUUUCGCAGCUCGCUGAGUGUGGGAACUUUGCCGCCAUCCCCCAUCAGUUCCUGGUCCAUUUGUGCCCCCCGUUUUCUUUGCUCCAGGAUCUCUUCCGCGACCUCCUUCUUUAGCAUCCUCAUGGUGGAGCGCGGCUUGGGCUUCUGAUUCAUUUUAUAAAUAUAAAAAUAAAUAGCAAGGGGAAUAACAAGUCUCUGGACAAAUCAGCGUGGAAAAGGCAAAUGUUAUGACGUCUGUCCUGUCAGAAUUGAAGUUUUACGUGUGGUCUGCCAUGAUUAAGAGUGUUUUAAAAGAUUAGCUCUAGUAAUUACAUUACAUUAAAAAGUGGCAGGAGUUUACCAACACCAGAUUGUCAAAGCAUAGAGCUGUCAAGUUCCUGACAUAUAAUUCUGCCCUCUGAACUAUAACUUGGCAGUAAAAUUCGGGAAUUUUCCUUUUAACAAGAAGCAAAAUGGAAAAGAAGGAUAUUUCGAAGAUGCUGAGGAGGGAGCUUAUCUUGGAGCUCCACAAGGCGAGGGCAGAGAACACAAAGAAGGAGGAGCUGAUCCAGGCCAGAAGCCACCUGGUUAGCCUGCGCAAUCAAGUGCAGGAGGAGAAGAGGAAGUGUGAGGAGCUGGAACAGAAGCUAGCGAUCCAGGACAAGGAUUUGCAGCCCUUCAUCGACAGGGAGAACCAGAACCUAUUGGCCAAACUGGAGAAGAUAUACGAGGGAAACAAAUGUAGCUUCUGCAAGCUGAAGUUCCAUUCGGAGACCCAUCGCCGAGCUAUUUUAAAAUGCGGACACGUAUUCGGCGAAAUGUGCAUUCAUACCUACUUGAUACUGCACAAGAACUGCCCCGUCUGCGAUUUUCCUGCAGUUUUAUGGGAUGUUCGUAUUAUUAUAGCAGGCGAAAACCUUUGCACAGCGAACUACUUUUCCUCGUAACUUUAUGAAAGAAAAAUAAAUACUUGAUGUCAA
Messenger RNA from Drosophila biarmipes, 2971 nucleotides. RefSeq lists its product as uncharacterized. Bases 142 to 975 code for a protein of 277 amino acids. NCBI's taxonomy places the organism in Eukaryota, Metazoa, Arthropoda, Insecta, Diptera, Drosophilidae. The record is from RefSeq and is a predicted model, not a curated record. The transcript is spliced from 2 exons.